Messenger RNA from Brassica oleracea var. oleracea, 2887 nucleotides. Its product is annotated as probable LRR receptor-like serine/threonine-protein kinase At5g59680. Gene Ontology annotation, molecular function: ATP binding; protein kinase activity; protein binding. NCBI's taxonomy places the organism in Eukaryota, Viridiplantae, Streptophyta, Magnoliopsida, Brassicales, Brassicaceae. Bases 52 to 2787 code for a protein of 911 amino acids. The record is from RefSeq and is a predicted model, not a curated record. Gene Ontology annotation, biological process: protein phosphorylation. The transcript has 12 exons.
CUCCUUUUAUCCUCCUCAGCCAAUGGUUUUCUUGAUUAUUCGUAAGAGAAUAUGGUGAGGUCUCUUGGAAUUUUGUUGCUGAUAAUCAGAACCUUGGCCAUCAUUCAUAUUGUUCAAGCUCAAAUCCAGCAAGGGUUCAUCAGUUUGGACUGUGGGCUACCAGCAAAUGAACCAUCUCCUUAUAAAGAGGAGGCAACGGGGUUACAGUUCUCUUCAGAUGCAACAUUCAUCCAGAGUGGAAAAACUGGUAGAAUUCAUCCAACUGUGGCGAGUAGAUUUCUGAAGCCAUACACAACGCUGAGAUAUUUUCCAGAUGGAACAAGGAAUUGCUACAACCUACGCGUUGAGAAGGGGAGAAAUCAUCUGAUCAGGGCUAGUUUUCUGUAUGGAAACUAUGAUGGCCUUGACAAUAACCCCACGUUUGAUCUUUAUCUUGGACCUAAUCCAUGGGCCACUAUAGAUUUGCAUAAGCUAGUGAAUGGUACACGAGAAGAGAUUAUUCACAUCCCAACAUCAAACAAGUUGCAGGUCUGUCUUGUUAAGACUGGGCCGACUACACCGUUGAUCUCGACCUUGGAAGUACGGCCCAUGGGAAAUGAUUCUUAUAGCACUCAAUCUGGUUCUCUGAAUCUUUUCUUCCGGUUUUAUUUUAGCGAAUCAAAGACUACCCUAAGGUACCCGGACGAUGUGUAUGAUCGCCAAUGGACAGCUUAUUUUUGGAAAGAGUGGACUCAGAUAACCACCACAAGCAAUGUGGGAAACACCAACGACUAUGAACCACCAAAAGCCGCACUUGCAACUGCAGCCAUACCUACUAAUGGUAGUGAGCCAUUGACGCUUGAAUGGUCUAAUACAGAUAAACCUGAUGAUCAAUACUACUUGUAUAGACACUUUGCUGAGAUCCAAGACCUGCGGUCUAAUGAAACCAGAGAAUUCAACAUGGUAUGGAAUGGGGAACUUAUGUCGUCUGACCCUUUAGUUCCGGACGAGUUCAAGAUUACUACCAUCUUAAGCCUGACGCCAAGAACCUGCGCUGAAGGGGAAUGUAGUUUUCAGCUGAAAAGAACCAACAGAUCAACCCUUCCACCUCUACUUAACGCUUUUGAAGUCUACACAGUUAUCCAGUUUCCACAGUCUGAAACAAACGAAAACGAAGGUAUGUUUCAGUCUCUUUCCAGCCUAAUUAGUUAUAUCCAUCUAACAAUCUUGAAACUAUUUAUGUCAGUGGCUGCUAUUAGAAACAUUGAAGCCACUUAUGGAUUGAGUAGAAUCAACUGGCAAGGCGAUCCAUGUGUCCCUUCGCAGCUUAUGUGGGACGCUUUAAGCUGUAGCCAUGUGGAUAUCUCCACACCACCAAGAAUUACUUCCUUAAACUUGUCUUCAAGUGGUUUAACUGGAAACAUAGCAGCUGCCAUUCAAAACCUUACUCUACUAGAAAAACUGGAUUUGUCGAAUAAUAACUUGACCGGAGAAGUGCCUGAGUUUCUAGGCAACAUGAAACUAUUGUUGGUGAUAAACUUAAGCGGGAAUGAUCUCAAUGGUUCAAUUCCUCAAUCUUUACAAAGGAAAGGACUCGUACUAUCUCUUGAAGGAAAUUCAAGGCUUUUUCCCUCUGGUUCACCCGAAAAAACACAUAAAAAGACCCUUUUAGUGCCAAUUGUUGCAUCUGUUGGUUCUGUAGCUAUCCUCAUUGCCGCAUUGGUUCUUUAUCUUGUUCUCAGAAAGAAAAAGCAGCCUACUGUAGAAGUUGUUCGCCCGCCACCAAGUAGGCCUACUGUGAAUGUAACAAAUGCUAAUUCACCUGAGCCAUCAAUCGAGACGAAAAAGAGAAGGUUUACUUAUUCAGAGGUUAUAAAAAUGACAAACAAUUUCGAAAGAGUCGUAGGGGAAGGAGGAUUUGGUGUUGUCUGUCACGGUACUGUCAAUGGUGGACAGGUAGCUGUUAAGCUACUAUCUCAAUCAUCAACUCAAGGGUACAAAGAGUUCAAAGCAGAGGUUGACCUUCUACUGAGAGUUCACCAUACGAAUUUGGUAAGCCUUGUUGGAUAUUGUGAUGAAGGAGACCAUUUGGCCCUCAUCUAUGAGUUUGUACCUAAUGGAGACUUAAGACAACAUCUAACAGGAAAAGGAGGCAGGUCUGUCGUCAACUGGGGUAUUCGGCUAAGAAUAGCUGUGGAAGCAGCACUAGGUUUGGAGUACUUACACAUUGGAUGCACACCACCAAUGGUUCACAGAGAUGUCAAAACUACAAACAUAUUGUUGGACGAGCAUUACAAGGCCAAACUGGCUGAUUUUGGGCUCUCCAGGUCUUUCCCAGUUGGAGGUGAAUCUCAUGUUUCGACAGUGGUUGCUGGUACUCCUGGUUACCUGGAUCCUGAGUAUUACCAUACAGGCCGGUUGGGUGAGAAAAGUGACGUUUACAGUUUCGGCAUUGUGUUAUUGGAAAUGAUCACAAACCAAUCAGUGAUUGAUCGAAACCGCAGAAAUUCUCACAUAACAAAAUGGGUUGGGUCUGAGCUCAAGGGAGGAAAUAUUGCAAAUAUCAUGGAUCCAAACCUUCACGGGGAUUAUGAUUCUCGCUCUGCCUGGAGAGCUCUUGAGCUGGCAAUGUCGUGCGCGGAUCCAACUUCAGCAAAACGACCAACCAUGUCUCAUGUUGUUAUCGAACUAAAAGAAUGUCUUGUAUCUGAAAAUUCGAGGAGAAAUAUGAGUCGAAGAAUGGAUUCACUGAGUUCCCCUGAAGUAAGCAUGACCUUUGACAGUGGUAUGAUUCCCAGAGCAAGAUAGUGUGUGUCGCACGUAUCGCAAGGACAAUAACCUCAGUGUGUUUUGUAUGCCUAUUGGUUUUCAAAAGUUUAUGUAAAAAUGAAUUAAUUACUGAACUGAU